Molecule: messenger RNA, 666 nt
Organism: Penicillium diatomitis
Lineage: Eukaryota; Fungi; Ascomycota; Eurotiomycetes; Eurotiales; Aspergillaceae
Product: Mic19 family protein
Exons: 3
Coding region: 1-666 (221 amino acids)
Source: RefSeq, a predicted model, not a curated record
AUGGGUGCUAGCAGUUCUAAACCAGAGGCGGGUAGCUCCCAACAUGUCUUCUCCAGCAAUUCUCCUGUCCAAUUCUCAUCAAACCUAGUUGAGGCCCUUCAGUCUACCUCCGAGACGGACUCAUCUCGCGCCAAAGCCCUCGAGCUUGAGAUCCAAAACCGCGUCGCUCAAGAACUCAAGCGUCUCCAAGAGCGCGAACAACAAACCCUCGCCGAGAUUGAGAAGCGUCUCUCCGAAGCCAAGGACAAUGGUUCAAUCCCCGUGAGCGCCGCAACUGCGCCCGUCGCCUACUCCUCUGGAUAUCCUGCUGGAUCUCUGAACCUGGAUGCGCCUCGUAUCCCCUUCGCUGGUCGCGAAUACGAUGCCCCACCCGUCUUUGCUGCACCUCAAGAACCGGCUGCUCAGCCGGCGCAGCCGCAACCUUCUGCCACUCGUGAGCUGUCACGCGAUUCAGUACUGAGCCAGAUUGACGUGCUGCGCAACCGUCUUGAUGGGCGGAGAAAGCUAGUGGAGCUGGACGAGGGUGUUGAGAAGGCCAAGGCCGAUGUGGUCAGCUGUCUGCGCGUGCACGACAGGCGACCUCUGGAUUGCUGGAAGGAGGUUGAGAAUUUCAAGAAGGAGGUCGCCAAGAUGGAGGCCGCCUUUGUCGACCGUGUUGUCGGUUAA